This is a messenger RNA of Coregonus clupeaformis (lake whitefish), 4034 nucleotides long. RefSeq names its product S-adenosylmethionine decarboxylase proenzyme. The transcript has 9 exons. Gene Ontology annotation, molecular function: adenosylmethionine decarboxylase activity. Gene Ontology annotation, biological process: spermidine biosynthetic process; spermine biosynthetic process. Gene Ontology annotation, cellular component: cytosol. The coding region runs from base 207 to 1214 and encodes 335 amino acids. The record is from RefSeq and is a predicted model, not a curated record. Lineage: Eukaryota; Metazoa; Chordata; Actinopteri; Salmoniformes; Salmonidae.
CUCAUUCUGGGCUUUACGCAGUAUGGCCGGCGAUAUUAGCUAGCAUUUGCUUUACAGUAUUCUCUGUAAAAGGGAAGACGGUUAAACCAAGAAAUUACACCUGGAUUGCUAAAGGACUGUACUUAUUACAUUAUAACUAUCAAACAAGGGCUAAUUCAAUUGAAUACGUAACCGACGUUGACUUUCUGUUGGUGUCUUGUCUCACGAUGGAAGAGAACGGUGCACACUUCUUCGAGGGAACGGAGAAGCUGUUGGAGGUGUGGUUCUCCCGGCAAGAUGAGACCAAAGGAACAGGGGACCUCCGUACCAUCCCAAGGUUUGAGUGGGACAAACUUCUGGAGAAUGUGCACUGUUUGAUCAUAAGUGUGACAAAGACUGACAAGCAGGAAGCUUAUAUACUCAGUGAGAGUAGCAUGUUUGUCUCCAAGAGACGUUUCAUUUUGAAGACGUGUGGAACCACCCUCUUACUGCAAGCACUGAUGCCUCUGCUGGAACUGGCCAGGGAGUACUGUGGCUUUGAUGCUAUCGAGAAUUUCUUCUAUUCUCGCAAGAACUUCAUGAAGCCUACCCAUCAGGAGUUCCCUCAUCGGAACUUCCAGGAGGAAGUGGAAUUUCUCAGCCAGAUUUUCCCAAAUGGAGCAGCGUACUGUAUGGGACGUUUGAACUCUGAUUGCUGGUACCUGUUUACUCUGGAUUUGCCAGAGUUCUGGGAGAACAAGCACGCAGAUCAGACGCUGGAAGUUCUGAUGAGUGACCUUGAUCCAGCAAUUAUGGAUCAGUUCUUCAUGAAAGACGGUGUUUCUGCAAAUGAUGUCACUCGUAUGAGUGGAAUUCGUGACCUGAUACCAGGUUCUGUGAUUGACGCCACAAUGUUCAACCCUUGUGGAUACUCAAUGAAUGGAAUGAAGACUGACGGAACUUACUGGACGAUUCACAUCACUCCAGAGCCAGAGUUCUCCUAUGUCAGCUUCGAAACCAACCUCUCCCAGACGUCCUACGAUGAUUUGGUCAGGAAAGUUGUGGACAUCUUUAAGCCAGGAAAAUUUGUGACUACGCUGUUUGUUAACCAGAGCUCCAAAUGUCGCAGUGUCUUUUCUUCCGCCCAGAAACUUGAGGGGUACAAGCGCCUCGACCGCCAGUUGGCCCAAUUCAACGAUUACAAUUUUGUCUUUACCAGUUACGCCAAGAGCCGCCAGCAGAACCAGCAGAGUUGAGGAUUAAGAAUGAAAAAGAAGCGGAAAAAGAAACGCGGCUGCGUAGCGGGGCUAGGCCCCCGCGGCGGCCAUCUCUCUGCCCUAGCAGAGAGGCACAGUCCCCUCUGCUGCCAUUGUUAUUCAGGAUUUCUUGGUUCCGACGAGGCCACAGGCCCUACUAGUGUAACCUCCAGUUUGAAUUGUAUGCAUUGUUGUAACUAUAACUUAGAUCUCUUGCAUGAAAGCUCUUUUCUCUGUUUAGAUAUUCUAGCUCACUCUUGCUGUGAUCUUGAAGUGCAUGCAGAGGAUUUAAACACUCUCUGUUUGAGGCUGGCCAGCCUUGCACCCUUCCUGCAGGUCUCCCCCCUCAUUCCCUACAGACAGGGCUUCCGCUCACACUAGUCCAGGGCCCUGACCUGCUCAGACGGGUCCUGCUGUAUUAUGUGCUUACCGACAGUUGAAACACAACCCCCCCCCACACACACACACACACACACACUUCCUUCCUCCCUAAACUGAUUUGCUGCUUCAUUGAUCUGUUGCAAGUUUGCAUCCUUUUUGUUUUUGACCUUUUGAGUGCAGUUUAAGAACACAUUGUUUUCAGCCAAAUGGAGCAGGACUCCUCAAUACCAAAACAGAAAACGCCAACACUUUGUCUUCUAGAAUGUUCAUGACUUUUGAUAUUUUGAGUGAUUAGAAGCAUGUGAGCUUUGGGCCAUAUACAUUUUUUUCUCAUGUAACAUCAGAGCCUAUCUAAUGAAUUCCUUGUCAAAUCAAAAUGCAAUACUUUAUGUUAGUGUUGCAGUACUGGAGGAUUGGCUAGAGGCUGACAGCUAGGUCAAUGUGAUCUAGUUGUUCUUGGCUGUAAACUGCACUGGAGCCAAAGGAAUUCCUGCUAGAAUUGGGUCAGAACACUCACGUUCAAUCAGCCAUGCUUCUUUCCGCCUCGACAAUCAUUUAGCUGUUGAAUGUGUCCACAAAUGGACAGGCUUUCAACUUGUCUCGGACAACAGUAUGCGUUAGAGUAAAUAAUUUAGGAUGUCCAGUUGGGUACUUCACGGUAUGGGAUGUGUAAUAUAUAUGCCCUUUUAAACCAAGGCUCCUUCUACAGUAUAUGGUACCAACAGGAUGGCUUUGAUUGUUAUAAUCCCCAGUUGUUUUAAAUACUCAAUGUAUGCAUUCAUGAAAAUUUGAUACAAAAUAAAAAAGAUUCAAACUUGAAUGUAAGAAUCAGUCGUGUAAGAACGAAGGCUGUGCCAACCGUGACUGUAGAGGGCGUUGUUUAGACUAGAGGAGCCCAUUGAGGGGUUUUAUAUCUGGAUGUAAGUGGCACGGAGACCUAGUAGACCCUUUGUAGCUGUGGUGUGGGCCACCCCCCUGUGCAUCUUAGUGCAGUGGUUGCCCAGCAAAGCAUUUCUUUAUUUCACUUUUUUUUUCUAAACAAUGUAACCCCCCCCAUACAGGAGUCGGUAAGCACACAAUAGAGGCCCACCAAUCUGAGCAUGCCAGGGUGAUCCCAGAUAAUUCCACAGAACUGUUUCAUAAACUGCCAUUUUAUACAUUUUAUUGUGUGCAGACAUUUUGCAGUGAAUUGGUCCAAAAUGUGACUCCAUUGCAUUUUUUUGGUGUACCAUCAAUGCUCUUUUGUUCAGUGAGAGAAAUCCUGUGAUACUGUGGCGCAGGUGACUACUAGUGCUGUAUUGCUUGACAGUGUAGUGUGCUGCAGUCUGUUUCUCCUGUGUAAGUAGAUCAAUGUGCGUCACCUUCCUCUUGUUUUAAUCAGCUCAAAUGUAGAUGGGACUGGGGCAUUCUGAUGUUGUACAUACAUAGCCACCUUACAGUGCUGAAGGCAUGCCCUUAUCUAUCUGGUUAGCAUACAAACCUUGAGAGGUUUGUAAUUUGAGAGCGGGUUUUGAUAGGAUGUUGAGGAUUGUUUUCCAUUGGCUGGUCAGUAAUGUUCAUGAUGCUUCCCCUGCCAGCGAAUGCAGAUUGAUUUUAAUUUGCAGACAGAGCUGGGGUGGAUGGGAAACGGUUUUGGGCCUGCCUUCAGAACUCCUGAGGGUUAACUGGUGCUGCUUUGCCCAGCUAGUUUAGAAGGCUCUUAGAACAGCGGAGACCAUCACAUGAUGGUAUACUGUAGUUAACAGAAAACUGGGCCUACUUUAAAAGCCGAAUGUGACUGACAUAACAAGUGGACCACUAGAAUGAGUACUUCAGUUCAGUUCAUGUAAGGACCUGGGCAAAGUUGAUAAUUGGAAUGGCUUUUUCUUCCUGAGGACCAACUUUUGCCAAUAGACUAUCUGAAAUGGUAUGACUCAUGUCUGUUUAAUGACCGGCCUCCACUGUGUUCUAAGAGCUGUAGUGACCGGUUUAGGGAAAAGGCACCACCACUGUUCACAAAUAUAAAGGUCACUUUUUCAUUUGUUUUUGGAUAAGUCCUAUUUAGACUUGAUCUGUGUAGUCCUGAUGGUUUGUAACUUUUUUUUUUUUUUUUUUUAUAUUAAAUUGCUUUUCUCUUUUCUUUUAAUACGAUAUUGACAAACGUUUUUGUAAGAAAUGCAUUUUUUGCUUACAGACCAACAAUUUUUUAAAAUAUUUUUGUGUUAAAAAUUUAUUUCUUCUGAAGUUGAGGGGUGACUUUUUUUUUUCUUUUGACUAAUUAGAUCAUGUAUUUUGUUUGCCUUACCAGGGGAAAGGCGAACUCCUCCCCUGAUGUGAGAGAGGGUGCAAUUGCAGGAUGUACUGAAGGAAACUUUGCUGUUGUAAUUCUUUGGAGGGUCAAGAUGUGCUAAAUGUAUCUACUCUGAGCUUGAUGCUUUUAAUAAAAAAAUAUUGCUCUUC